This is a messenger RNA of Stegastes partitus (bicolor damselfish), 2850 nucleotides long. It is a transcript of the gene cpsf2, whose product is annotated as cleavage and polyadenylation specific factor 2. Gene Ontology annotation, cellular component: mRNA cleavage and polyadenylation specificity factor complex. Gene Ontology annotation, molecular function: RNA binding. The transcript is spliced from 15 exons. Bases 197 to 2560 code for a protein of 787 amino acids. NCBI's taxonomy places the organism in Eukaryota, Metazoa, Chordata, Actinopteri, Pomacentridae. Gene Ontology annotation, biological process: mRNA 3'-end processing by stem-loop binding and cleavage. The record is from RefSeq and is a predicted model, not a curated record.
UUGCCCUUUGACACAUGAUGCAGCGCCAAACAUGUCUGCCGGGUCUGUUUCAAACAUGUCUGCAUCAGUGUGUUCAUAAGCGCUAGCCAAAAUGUCUUGAUGUUGCAAUUGUAGGAAAUCACCUUAAUUGUUUUUCUGUACUCAGAGGCCGGGGAGAGUUUAUGUUUUAUGUUAAACGCGAGACAACUGAGCAAAAAUGACGUCCAUUAUCAAGCUGACCGCCGUGUCCGGGGUUCAGGAGGAGUCCGCUCUCUGCUACCUGCUGCAGGUGGAUGAAUUUCGCUUUCUCCUGGACUGUGGCUGGGAUGAGAACUUUUCCAUGGACAUAAUCGACGCUAUGAAACGAUAUGUCCACCAGGUUGAUGCUGUGCUUCUGUCCCACCCUGAUCCCAUACACCUUGGAGCCCUGCCCUAUGCUGUGGGAAAACUGGGUCUUAACUGCACCAUCUAUGCCACAAUUCCUGUCUACAAAAUGGGUCAGAUGUUCAUGUAUGAUCUAUAUCAGUCUCGAAACAACAGUGAAGAUUUCACACUCUUCACCCUUGAUGAUGUGGACUGUGCUUUCGAUAAAAUCCAGCAGCUGAAAUACUCUCAGAUUGUAAAUCUGAAAGGUAAAGGCCACGGUCUCUCCAUCACUCCUCUUCCAGCCGGACACAUGAUUGGAGGCACUAUUUGGAAAAUUGUGAAGGAUGGGGAGGAGGAGAUUAUAUACGCUGUGGACUUCAAUCAUAAGAGAGAAAUUCACCUCAACGGCUGCACGUUGGAGAGUAUUAGUCGUCCGUCCUUACUUAUCACAGACUCCUUCAAUGCUGCAUAUGUACAACCACGUCGAAAACAAAGAGAUGAGCAGCUGUUAACCAAUGUGAUGGAGACCCUACGUGGUGACGGUAAUGUGCUUAUUGCUGUGGAUACAGCUGGACGUGUGCUGGAGCUGGCUCAGUUGCUGGACCAGAUCUGGAGGACAAAGGAUGCAGGGCUGGGAGCUUACCCUCUAGCUCUGCUCAACAAUGUCAGCUACAACGUGGUGGAGUUCUCCAAGUCCCAGGUGGAAUGGAUGAGUGACAAGCUCAUGAGGUGUUUUGAGGACAAGAGAAACAACCCCUUUCAGUUCCGACACUUGACCCUGUGCCACAGUCUGGCGGACCUGGCCCGGGUGCCCAGCCCAAAGGUGGUGCUUUGCAGCCAGCCAGACCUCGAGUCUGGAUUUUCCAGAGAGCUUUUUAUCCAGUGGUGCCAAAAUGCUAAAAACUCCAUCAUCCUGACCUACCGCACUACACCUGGAACCUUGGCCCGCUACCUCAUUGACAACCCUGGAGAAAAGAUGCUGUGUCUGGAGGUGAGGAAAAGAGUGAAGCUUGAAGGCAAGGAGCUGGAAGAAUACCUUGAAAAGGAGAAAAUAAAGAAGGAAGCAACUAAAAAACUUGAACAAGCAAAAGAGGUGGAUGUGGACUCUAGUGAUGAAAGUGAUAUGGACGAUGACCUGGACCAACCAGCUGCUGUGAAAUCCAAACACCACGAUUUAAUGAUGAAGAGUGAAGGAAGCCGUAAAGGCAGUUUCUUCAAACAAGCUAAAAAGUCAUAUCCAAUGUUCCCCACACACGAGGAGAGAAUCAAAUGGGACGAGUAUGGAGAAAUCAUCAGGCUAGAGGAGUUUCUGGUUCCUGAGCUGCAAGCCACAGAGGAGGAGAAGAGCAAAUUGGAAUCUGGGUUGACUAAUGGAGAUGAACCAAUGGACCAGGAUCUUUCUGUUGUUCCCACCAAAUGCAUCUCAAAUAUAGAAAAUCUUGAGAUUAGAGCAAGGAUAACGUACAUAGACUAUGAAGGUCGCUCUGAUGGAGACUCUAUAAAGAAGAUUAUUAAUCAGAUGAAACCCAGACAGCUAGUGAUUGUUCAUGGGCCACCAGAAGCCAGUUUGGACCUGGCGGAGUCCUGCAAGGCCUUCAGCAAAGACCUCAAAGUGUACACACCCAAACUGCAGGAAACUGUUGAUGCCACCAGUGAAACUCACAUCUACCAGGUGCGGUUAAAAGACUCCUUGGUGAGCUCUCUGCAGUUCUGCAAGGCCAAAGACACAGAGCUAGCGUGGAUCGAUGGCGUGCUGGACAUGCGUGUGGUAAAGGUGGAUACUGGUGUGAUGCUGGAGGAGGGUGUGAAAGAAGAAGCAGAAGAUGGCGAGCUGGCCAUGGACAUCACACCUGAUCUGGGCAUCGACCAGAAUGCCACGGCGGUGGCGACACAGCGUGCCAUGAAGAACCUGUUCGGAGAGGACGAGAAGGAGUUUUCUGAAGAGAGCGAUGUGAUUCCCACGCUGGAGCCGCUGCCUCCACACGAGAUUCCUGGACAUCAGUCGGUGUUCAUCAACGAGCCUCGUCUGUCUGACUUCAAGCAGGUGCUGCUGAGAGAAGGCAUCCAGGCUGAGUUUGUGGGAGGAGUGCUGGUGUGCAACAACAUGGUUGCCGUCCGCAGGACGGAGGCCGGACGCAUUGGCCUGGAAGGCUGCCUAUGUGACGACUACUAUAAGAUCCGGGAGCUGCUGUAUCAGCAGUACGCUGUUGUAUAGCAGCAGCAGCUGCAGCAGCAGGACACGCCGCAGCAGAGCAUUCCACAUACCAGAGACAAUCCUUUACAAGGACUUUACCCAGGGGAGAAGAGCACACCUCUGCCCCAUGAGCCGCUCCAACUGUUUCACUGCAAACCUUGUUGUACAUUUCACUUUUUAUAUGUUUUUUUUUUUCCAGAUAAAAUUUUUUGUGGUAAAUUUCCUCCACUUCUCCCACUGUACAGUCACAUAAGUAGGAAUGCAUUUUGCCUUCUAUUCUGGCAAUAAAACUGCUUUUUUUUUUUUCCAAA